Molecule: messenger RNA, 3340 nt
Organism: Hypomesus transpacificus
Lineage: Eukaryota; Metazoa; Chordata; Actinopteri; Osmeriformes; Osmeridae
Product: rho GTPase-activating protein 8-like
Exons: 13
Coding region: 817-2130 (437 amino acids)
Biological process (GO): small GTPase-mediated signal transduction; negative regulation of endocytic recycling
Cellular component (GO): cytoplasm
Molecular function (GO): GTPase activator activity
Source: RefSeq, a predicted model, not a curated record
GAAUGUUUCUACAUUUAUUUCGACUUUCAAGCGUAGGCCAAGAUAUGGUAGCUUAAGCAAUGCUAGUUCCUACUCCGCUGGUGGUCAUCAAGGUAAUUCUGUCGCUACAGGUGUUGAAAGAACAGCAAGUUUAGAGUAGAAAUUCGACCUCGUGUUCUGUGUGGGGCAAUCGUAAGAGCAACACUGUUAAGUAAAUUCACUUGAUCAUCUUGUCUGUAAUUUUAAAUUGAGCCGCAUACUCUCCAGGUGUAAACCAACUAGACAGGGCCUUAAUGUUGAGUGAAUCGAAUGGGACACAAUCUCUGUUGACCUCGGGUAACCUCCAUUGAGUUAGUGAUGUAUUUAAAUGUGAACAUUAAAAAGAGUAGCUCCACCAUUUGCAAAUGUUUCACACUGGAAGAUAAAGGUCUGUCUUUAGUGCUCUUUCUAGUGUAUUGCUUUCCGUGUGACCAUAUUUUGAAUACAUCUACCUUACUGGUGGCCAUGUAUCAUUGACAUACUACUUAUCAAGUGUUGAUGAUUCACUAAUUGUUAGUUAAGUCCCAGGUUUUGAUAGGCUGCUGCGCUUCACACCAGCUGCAUGUUUUGUCAUGUCAAUGAAAAACUGGUCGUGACUCGGGUCUACAGUAAUUUGCCUCCCUGGUGCGGUUUGCUAGUCAUAUCGCGGACAGCUGAGCCCGUCUUUGUACUGGAGGCCUCAGCUGUCAGGAGAGCGUCUUAUCUUGCCGUCACAGAGGAUGUUGUGCUGAAAGGCAAUUGCUUCUUUUCACUACUGCAGUAUGUUGUCUCAGACUGGCCAGAGCGGUGGAAGUGCAAAUGCUGAAGUCAUUACAGACCUCUACAAUGAUCUCAACCACUGACCUUGAGCAGCUUGCUGAAAUAGAACUCCUGAGGGACGAGGAAGAGGAGGAUGAGGAGGAGCAGAGUGACGCCGGGCCGCCUCCCGGUUUGCCCCCCCGAGGCAGCUUCAGCCAGGACGCCACUCAUCCGUACUACGACGUGGCUCGCCACGGCAUCCUCCAGGUCACAGGGGAUGACAAUUAUGGCAGGAAGCUGGUAAUCUUCAGUAGCUGCUGCAUGCCUCCGUCCCACCAGCUUAACCACCAUCGCCUGCUAGAGUACCUGAAGUACACCCUGGACCAGUACGUGGAGAGCGACUACACCGUAGUGUACUUCCACUACGGCCUGCGCAGCAGCAACAAGCCCUCGCUGCGCUGGCUCCGGGACGCCUACAGGGAGUUUGACAGGAAGUACAAGAAGAACCUGAAAGCGCUGUAUGUCGUCCACCCGACGAACUUCAUCCGAAUCAUUUGGAACAUAUUCAAACCACUCAUAAGCCACAAAUUCGGGAAGAAGCUGACGUAUGUCAACUACUUGGCGGAGCUCCGGGACCACCUCAACUGCGAUCAGCUCAUCGUCCCCCCUGACGUCCUCAGGCACGACGAGAAGCUGCGGGCCGCUCAGAAGGGAGGCCCCCCGCCCUCGGUGAGGUCCCCCCCGCCGCGGCCCCCACUGCCCACCCAGCAGUUUGGCGUCAGCCUGCAGUACAUUAGGGAGAAGAACCGCCACGUCAUGAUCCCUCUCGUGAUGUCCCAGACCGUCACCUACCUGAAACAGAAAGGGCUCCAGACAGAGGGCAUCUUCAGGAGGUCGGCUCGUGUGCAGCUCAUCAAGGACAUCCAGAAGCUCUACAACCUAGGGAAGCCGGUGAGCUUUGAGGAGUACGAGGACGUCCACGUGCCGGCCGUCAUCCUCAAGACCUUCCUCAGGGAGCUGCCCGAGCCCCUGCUCACCUUCCCACUGUACGGCUCGCUGCAGGACAUCAUCCGAGUGGAGACCAGUCUGAGAGUGACCACAUGCAUGCAGAUCGUGGGGAACCUUCCAGAACAUAACUACAUCGUCCUAAAGUACCUAACAUGCUUCCUUCACAUGGUGUCCCAGGAGAGCAUCCACAACAAGAUGAGCCCCUCCAACCUGGCCUGUGUGUUUGGGGUGAACCUGGCCCGCCCCCCCCAGGGCUCCAUGUCCCUGACCGCCCUCACGCCCCUCAACAUCUUCACCGAGCUCCUCAUCGAGCACUACCCCACCGUGUUUGGCUCCCGCUGCCCCCCUGGACAGGUUACGCCCUGAGCCCAGCCCCCAGGAUGGUCCCGGUUCUAGGAUCAACGCAGCCCCGAGACCCAGGAUAGCCCCCGGCCUUGGCCCCCCCCCAGGCCUGGCCCACCUGCUCCUUAACACAGCACCCCCAUUUUCCCAGCUGUCAGACGCGGGUGCCUCGCACAACAACAUGUUUCUUCCACUCUGUGAGCCUCUACAUGGAUUGUCUGUCGGCCCCUGUGCCCCUCAAGUCAAACGGCUCUCUCAAAGAUCGUACACCGGAUUGACUUUUUGCCGCCUAAAACGUGUAUCGCGCUGACCCGAAGAGCGAGUUUAAACAAUGCCGGAGCACCUGUGCCUUUUCUUUUUUGAAGACUUCAAGCAAAACCACUUUCACCCUGGAAAUACCAGAGCUGGCGUUUCCGUGGUGACGUGCGGGGGAGGGGAGGACGGAGCGGGUCCUGCGCUAACCUUGACGGCUCGGAUCUCUGAGGUGAUUUCGGCUGCGUGUCCAGGAUAUCAAGAGGGCUGACGGCAGAUCUUCAGAACAAGAAGGUGGUUAUCAUUUCAUGAGCUGUCUCUCUCUUUAUGGCCCCCUGGUUUAAACAGACUGCAACACUCUGAACUGAACCUUGUUUGCUAGCGCUAGAGGGUACAAGCAAAAGCUUUCAUGUCUGUAGUAUUUUCCACCCCAAUUUGUAAUUGUAUACUCGCUUCUCGGUUCAACAUUGCUGUAACAUUGAAAAGCAGAAGCUUUUUUUUUUUUCUUAAAUUUUUUUGUAAAGUUCCAUUGACGCCAAAGAAGAUGAUUGGUCGAUUUGACCUUCAGAUCCACCUUGCUGCUUUGAAAUAUGUAUGUUACUGAUAUGCAAGCCACUGUAACCAAUGCCUUUGCAGGAUGCCAAGGCAUCCUGUAUGAUACUGUCUGUGCUCCGCUCUCUGUACUCUGCAUCGUCUGUUCUUGUUUGUUGGCAAUAUGGUUAAAAGUUUAGGCUUAGGGUGAUUAUGCAAACAUAUUUAUUGAACUGUAGAUGGGUUUAUUUUGACUACUGACUGUUGUUGUAACUACAUUCCUAUUGUCUAAUUUGACCACAUUUGUGCAUAGAAUACAGUAUUACCAAUGAUUUAACCCGCCACAAACAUUGACAUGAUUGAGUACACGCUUAGGAAAACAUUGACAGUUUCACCAAACAUUUGUUCUGGAAUUUUGUUUAUUAAUGAUUAAACUUUUCAUAAGAACUUG